This is a messenger RNA of Prunus dulcis (almond), 617 nucleotides long. RefSeq names its product probable glutathione S-transferase. Gene Ontology annotation, cellular component: cytoplasm. Gene Ontology annotation, molecular function: glutathione transferase activity. The transcript is spliced from 2 exons. The record is from RefSeq and is a predicted model, not a curated record. Gene Ontology annotation, biological process: glutathione metabolic process. NCBI's taxonomy places the organism in Eukaryota, Viridiplantae, Streptophyta, Magnoliopsida, Rosales, Rosaceae. The coding region runs from base 82 to 549 and encodes 155 amino acids.
AUUCUUUUCUUGUUCAUCAGUCAGUCUUGGAGUUUACCAAGAAGCUAAGCUGAGCUGCAAGAAGAAGUUUGUGCGCCAACAAUGGCGGACGAGGAGGUUGUUGUUUUGGGGUUCUGGCCAAGCACGUAUGGGACGAGGGCAACGAUAGCUCUGGACGAGAAGGGUGUCAAGUAUGAGUACAGAGAGGAGGACUUGAGUAACAAGAGCUCACUGCUUCUGCAGAUGAACCCGGUUCACAAGAAGAUCCCGGUUCUCAUCCACAACGGUAAACCGGUCUGUGAGUCCCUCAUCAUUGUGCAGUAUGUUGAUGAGAUUUGGAGGGAUAAAGCUCCUCUGCUUCCCUCUGAUCCUUACCAGAGAGCUCGUGUCAGAUUCUGGGCUGAUUUCAUUGAUAAGAAGGUAUUUGAUGCUGGGAAGAAAUUAUGGAGCACAAAAGGAGAAGAACAUGAAUCAGCCAAGAAGGAAUUCAUCGAAAUCCUUACGCAGUUGGAAGGAGAGAUUGGAGACAAGACAAGCCUUAUUUUGGGGGUGACAGGUUUGGGUUCCUAGACAUUGCUCUCAUCACAUUCUACAGCUGGUUUUAUGCAUUUGAGACCUUUGGAAACUUCAGAUUAGAG